AUGACACCAACAGGCGCCCGACUGCUCGUGGCAGCCGCCCUACUCUUCCCUAGCGUCUCUCCAUCGCCAAUUUUUGACGCUGGGCAAAAAUUUCUUGAUGCUAUCACAGGGGCACGCGAUUCUAUAACAACCACACCACAUGUUCAACAAUCAAGUCGCAAGUUGAACGGAAAAUUUCUGCAUAUAACAGACUUCCACCCAGAUGAAUUCUACAAGGCGCAUGCAUCCACAGCUCAAGGCAUUGCCUGUCAUCGCGGAGAGGGACCUGCUGGUUUAUAUGGCGCUGAAACUACCGAUUGCGACUCUCCACUCGAACUCGUUAAUGCAACGCUGGACUGGAUACGGACUCACGUAAAGGACGACAUCGACUUUGUUGUGUGGACUGGCGAUACCGCGCGCCAUGAUAGCGACGAGAAGCGACCAAGAAGCGCCAGCCAGGUGCUGGACAUGAAUAGAAGAGUCGCCAAAAAGGUCGUCAAGACAUUCUCCGAUAAUGGUGCGCUGACCAUUCCUGUUAUUCCGACCUUUGGCAACAACGAUUUUCUUCCACACAACAUUUUCUAUCCAGGACCAAACAAAUGGCUACAGGCCUACAGCAGUAUAUGGCGUCGCUUCAUCCCUGAAGAGCAACGCCACUCUUUUGGCUUCGGUGGCUGGUUUGAGGUUGAGGUUAUUCCUAAUAAGCUGUCUGUUAUCAGCCUGAACACCAUGUAUUUCUUUGAUAGAAAUGCUGGAGUUGAUGGCUGCGCUAUUCCCUCGGAGCCUGGGUUCAAGCAUAUGGAAUGGCUGAGCGUUCAGCUGCAACGUCUGCGUGAUCGUGGAAUGAAAGCUAUUCUGGUUGGUCAUGUUCCCCCUGCUCGAACACGGAACAAGCAAAACUGGGAUGAAACCUGCUGGCAGAAGUAUACACUAUGGCUCAAGCAGUAUCGCGACAUCGUCACAGGUUCUGUUUACGGGCAUAUGAACAUCGAUCACUUUCUAUUUCAAGACACCAAGGAUAUCGAUCUGAGCCUCUAUGACAAGGCUGACACCUACCGAGAACCCCUCGAAGAAGACUUCUCCAUUGAAUCAAAGAGCGAUUAUUUGAUAGACUUGAGGAAGUCGUGGUCCAACCUACCAGGCGAAGCCGCAAAAGCAAUGAGCGAGCAUCUCAAUGACGAUAAAGACGAUAUCUAUACACAAGAUGACGAUGUGAAUGACCUGAGAAAUAGAAAGAAGAACAAAGGGAACAAGGGUAAAAAAAAGAAGGGUCACGGCAAGAUUGGAGGCAAAUACGGCGAACGAUACCAGGUAUCUCUUGUCAGCCCCAGUGUUGUCCCCAACUACCUCCCGACGAUCCGUCUUAUCGAGUACGAUAUUAGUGGCCUGGAAAAUACACCAGUUUGGACCGACUCCUUCGACGUUCGUACCGAGGCACAAGAAGAACUUCCAAGUUUCUUCGAGGAAGAAGACAGCGAAACUCAAUUGGAGCUCAAGAGAGAUUUCGAAGCUGAGCGAAGACGUAAAAAGAAUCGCAGCAGCAAGAGCAGAAAGGGUAGAAAAGGCAAAAAAAGGCCCAAGAACCCCGAACUUGUGGUACCAGAGGACCCCCCGAAGGGAUCACUCCCUGGCCCCGCAUACUCUCGUCAACCCUUCACCUUCCUGGGAUACACACAAUACUUUGCCAACCUUACCUAUAUUAACAACGACAUGACUGACUUGACCGAGACAAGUAAGUGGCGCGAUGGCGAUUUCAGCGAUGAAGUACCCAGCCACGAUAAGCCACGACCAAACAAGUUCAACUACGAGGUUGAAUACAGCACUUUCACUGACAAGAUAUUCAAGCUGCCGGAUCUGACAGUUCGCAGCUACCUGAGACUGGCAUCUAGGAUUGCCAAGAGAAAGGAGAAAAGGGGCAAGGGCAAGUUGGUCGAAGAAUAUAACGAGGAUUUUGAGGAUGACUCGGACGACGACGACGAUAAUAAUGAAGAGUCCGAGUCUGAAUUUGACAGUACUAGGAAGGGCAAGAAAAAGAAGAAUAAGCGAAGAAAGAGCAACAAGGUCUGGAAGCAUUUCCUCCGAGAAGCAUUUGUUAGCACAAUCCCUGAGAAGAAGCUCAAGAAGUGGUCACGGGGAUGA
Messenger RNA from Fusarium poae, 2118 nucleotides. RefSeq lists its product as uncharacterized. Gene Ontology annotation, cellular component: membrane; fungal-type vacuole. The record is from RefSeq and is a predicted model, not a curated record. Gene Ontology annotation, biological process: polyphosphate catabolic process. The coding region runs from base 1 to 2118 and encodes 705 amino acids. NCBI's taxonomy places the organism in Eukaryota, Fungi, Ascomycota, Sordariomycetes, Hypocreales, Nectriaceae. Gene Ontology annotation, molecular function: endopolyphosphatase activity; exopolyphosphatase activity. The transcript is spliced from 2 exons.